GUCUGCGCGAGAUGCCUUUCUCGUCAAAGCAAGCAGGCGCGUCGCCACCAAUCCACCAACCCGAUACCGUCUUCUUCCCCGCCGCCGCCACCGCCGCCUCCAUCCUCUGGCGCCGCUAGACUGACGACUCGCCGCCUCAUCUCCGUCCACGGCGCCGACACUCCCAAGUUCCUGCAAGGCAUCAUUACGAACAACGUGCGAUCUGGAUCCUCAUCCGGCUUUUACGCGGCUUUUCUCACUGCUCAAGGGAAAGUGCUGCAUGAUACCUUCGUGUACCCCACAGUUGGCAGCGCAUGGCACUCGCAGCAGCUAGGCAAUGCUCCAGAAGAUCCUGGGUUCCUAGUGGAAGUAGAUUCUGAGCAGGCUGAGGCUCUGUUCAAGCAUUUGAAGAGACAUAAGCUACGGAGUAAGUUCCAACUCAGAUUGCUCGAUGAGGACGAGCUGCAUGUCUGGAGUCUAUGGAAGGAAGAGGAGAGAUGGACAGCCCAUGGAGGACAGCAGGACAGUGCCAGUAGAGGGUUGCUUGGUCUGACUGAUGCAAGAGCCCCCGGGAUGGGACAAAGAGUAUUGGUACCACAUGGCAGGACAAGCGAGGUGUUGCAAGAUGUCGAAGAAGCCAGUCUGGAAGCAUACACGAUACGGAGAUAUCUGAGAGGUGUACCAGAGGGACAAAAAGAGAUGCCGAGGGACGAAGUUUUGCCCAUGAAUUGCAAUGUGGAUAUUAUGGGCGGGAUCGAUUUCAAGAAGGGCUGUUAUCUUGGCCAGGAACUGACGAUUCGGACACAUCAUACUGGAGUGGUGAGGAGGAGAAUCUUACCAAUUGCGUUGUAUGAGCGAGGCGGUGCAGAAGCGGUGCCAGCGUCACUCGAGUACGACGCUUCUUUGCUGCCAAUAGGAUCUACAAAUAUGGCUGGAUUGGACAUCAAGAAAGAUGAUAGCAGGAAAAGAAGCACGGGGAAGAUCAUUGCUAGUGUUGGGAACGUCGGAUUGGGCAUGUGCAGGUUGGAGCAAAUGACUGAUCUCAAAGUCACCUCCGAGCCGAGUCCAUUCUCUCCAGAGGACCGGUUCCUGGCGCAAACAAUCAGCGGAGACGAA
Molecule: messenger RNA, 1095 nt
Organism: Sphaerulina musiva SO2202
Lineage: Eukaryota; Fungi; Ascomycota; Dothideomycetes; Mycosphaerellales; Mycosphaerellaceae
Product: Aminomethyltransferase folate-binding domain-containing protein
Exons: 1
Cellular component (GO): mitochondrial matrix
Molecular function (GO): protein binding
Source: RefSeq, a predicted model, not a curated record